Colossoma macropomum (tambaqui) is the source of this 3851-nucleotide messenger RNA. RefSeq names its product FIC domain protein adenylyltransferase (gene ficd). The coding region runs from base 155 to 1504 and encodes 449 amino acids. NCBI's taxonomy places the organism in Eukaryota, Metazoa, Chordata, Actinopteri, Characiformes, Serrasalmidae. The transcript is spliced from 3 exons. Gene Ontology annotation, molecular function: protein binding. The record is from RefSeq and is a predicted model, not a curated record.
GUUACGUAGCUCCAUGGCCGGUGACAGAAGCGCUCAGAGCGAUGGGGCAAACAAAUAUUUUCAUGGUUACGAGGAUAAAUGAAAGCUUCGAGAAGGCUGACCUCUUUGUCAGAAUGCUGAACAUGUGACUAAAGAAAACUGGACACCUAGAUUGAUGGCAGCGUUAGCAGUGUUGCGUCACGCUAGCAGUAGUCCUCUGCUGUGGGGCUGGGGGCCUGUUCUCUUUGUCCUGCUGGGCUCAGUGUUGGUCUUUCUGCUCCCUCUAGUGGGUGUGGAGGAGCAAUGCUGUGCCAGACUUAAGGGUAUCUCCCUCUUGCACUGUCAGCUAUGGGGCAACACUCCGCGGCCUAUGGGCCACUCCACAAGCCUCACUGUGCCCUUCACAGCACUUGAGCUCCUGCCUCAAAAGCCCAAGCCUAGUAAAGAGACACAGUUGGAGGCAAAGGCAGCUCUCCAGCAGGCCCUUGAGAUGAAGAAACAAGGGAAAAGGGAGAAAGCCCACAAACUGCUCGUCCACGCGCUUAACAUGAACCCUGACUUUGUGGACGCUCUAACAGAGUUGGGGAGCAUUUUAGAAGAGGAGAAGGACGUGGUUCAGGCUGACCACCUGUACAGCAAAGCGCUUGCCAUUUCACCAUGUGACCAGAAGGCACUAGUGAGCCGGGACCGCACGCUCCCCCUGGUGGAGGAAAUUGACCAGCGGCACUUUGGAAUUAUUGACAGUAAAGUACGGCGCCUUAUGUCCAUCCCCAAGGGCAACUCAGCACUGCGACGGAUUAUGGAAGAAACCUACUACCACCAUAUAUAUCACACUGUGGCCAUCGAGGGCAACACGCUCACGCUCUCCGAGAUUCGCCACAUCAUCGAGACACGCUACGCUGUGCCAGGCAAGAGCCUGCAGGAGCAGAACGAGGCCAUUGGCGUGGAUGCAGCAAUGAAGUACAUCAACACCACGCUUCUGUCACGCACCGGCACCAUCGCCAUUAAUGACAUCCUAGAGAUCCACCGUCGCGUGCUAGGAUACGCAGACCCAGUGGAAGCGGGCCGCUUUAGAACUAACCAGGUGUUUGUGGGGCACCAUAUUCCGCCUCAUCCGAGCGAUCUGGACCGGCACAUGCAGGAGCUGGUGCAGUGGUUGAACUCAGAGGAAGCACUUCACCUCCACCCAGUGGAAUUCGCAGCUCUGGCCCACUACAAGCUGGUCUACGUGCACCCGUUUGUAGAUGGGAAUGGACGGACAUCACGGCUGCUGAUGAACCUGGUGUUGAUGCAGGCCAGCUAUCCUCCAAUCACCAUCCGAAAGGAGCAGAGAGCAGAGUAUUACGCUGCCUUGGACACAGCAAAUGAGGGCGAUGUGAGGCCGUUUAUACGCUUUAUUGCAAAGUGCACGGAGAUCACGCUGGACACGCUGCUCAUAGCUACCACUGAGCAUGCAGUCGGACUUCCCGGCGCAAGCAGUCAGGCGUGUCUGAACUGUAAGCAGACUAUACCUGCUCAUAACUGAAUUCCCAAAAUUGUCCUAGCAUAAGGAUCAUCCUUGAUCACUUAGGACACUGUUUCUAGUAGAUAAUUAUAUUACAAUGGGAAACUGGACCAUGUUCUGGUAUUCAUAAGGGUCGGCUGAAGGUCCAGGCUUUUAUUUCAACAGAGGUCAUUCUUCAGAUGUUACUCUUUAGUAGGAACAAAGGCCUGAUCUUGCUCUGGCCCUUUGUGGAUGAAAUUGCAUUGAAAUUAUAUCUUGGCAAGACAGAAGAACAUUUAAAAUCUAAUCAAUAUGUCAACUUAAUUCCUAAAUAUUUUUUACUUGUUUUAAGUAAGGCUGAAUGUUUUGGGGGAAAUACAUAAUUGUGAUUUUUCUGUUCAAUAUUGUGACAGCGAUUUUAAUUGUGAGAUUAAGGUCCAGUUCUGUUAAUUUGGCCAAGAAGUAUCCACUUUUUCAGGCUUGAGGGCAUGAAUGCCAAAUGUGUCUGACUGCCAGCUAGUUGUGGUAAUCUACAAAGUCAUCUACAUUCACAAGCUCUGUGCUACUAGGUUAAAUUUCCCCACUUAAAACUCCAGAUAACAUUGUAGAUUAAACUUGCUAUAAUUAAAACUGCAGAUCUUGUGAUUUGAAAAUUGCACUCAUUCAAAUGUAAUUACCAAUUCAGUAUUAACAAUUCAGUAUGCCAACUAUACCAAAUGCAGUUACCAAUUCAUUAUAAAAAAAAAAGUCUUUCUUUUUAAGUCAUUUAAUCCAGAGAAAUUCUUAUUCCACUCGUGGAUAAUUUGGCCUGUUCCAAACAUUACUUCUUGAAACAAAAUUAUCUGCCAACAGAAGAUGAUGAUUUCACUAGAUAAAAUUAUUUGCUAUACAAACAGCUAUAAAUAAAUUUAAUAAUCUUAUUCAAUAUUCUUACAACAUUCUCAAAAUGAGAAAAAUUAGAUAUAUUGAUUAGAUUUAAGUAGAUUUUUCACUUUCCAAGGUAUAUGUUUGUUUGUUUUUUUUUUUGUUUGUUUUUUUUGCACUUUGGGGACCACUGUUAUUUCAUAAAGUAAUGAAUACGCACAAAUCCAUAAAUUAAAUCCAGUUGCCACUAAGGACCAUUGUUGGGCCUAAAUCAUGAAGCCAUUUAAAAAAAUACAUGGCAAAUAGAUCCUUAAAAAUGAGUAACACAUAUUGCACCAUGCAAUAUUGCAGGGGUCUGCAAUUUUAAAAGCUUUAGGAUAGAUUUUAUUCUGGGUUUUCUGUUGGUUUAUGAAAACCUCUCAAAAAGACAUUUCUGAGUAUUCUCUAGUUCUUGGGAAGCAGCGCUUUCAUUCUGAGCCCAGAAACAGGUUAUGAGAUCAUCAGUAGAAAACUCAUUCCUUGUUUUUACAUUCAGGCCACUUUUUGUUUUUUUAAGGAAUCAGCUGUUGGAAAGUGUUUUGGAGAUUAAUGGACGGUUUAUUUUAGUAGCAACUAACCUUUAAAUAUUUGCAGCAACUGGGUAAGCAUGUUCAUAAAUGGGUCAUAUAAUAGUGUUUCAUUGUGGACCGUUGUUUUGACUCUGAAUGCUUAAUAGUAAUUGUUGACCACUGGCAACCACAUUCUUAAAGUGUCGCUCAUAAUUAAAGUUUUUUUCCUCUCUUCUUUUGUUAUAAUAUGGUCUGACCUUCUGGAAACAGAUUAGAGUCAGGCGAACAAAGCCUGGCUAACUAUAAUUUAUGCUAAUGCUAAACUCUUUGAUAGCCAAAUUAGCAAUAUAUGGUUGAACUAAAUUCUAUUUGUGUUCUUAAAGAUUUUUUAAGCUAUAAUGCUUUUAGUUUUUGUUUUUUGCGAUGCUAGAAAAAUCCUUCAUCUACCCCUGUUCAAAGUCUUUUUUUGUUUUUAUUCAGUUGCUUUUAUACACUAUACAGAAAGAAUGAACAUGUUGUUUGUGAUGUUGAUUCUUUUUGAGUCCACAAGGUUUGUCCAUCAGACACACUUAAUGGUGUUAGAAAUGAAAUGUAAUUUUAUUAAAGAAACCACUCGGCACCACUAAAGUCACCAUUGUAAAUAAUGUAGCUACCUUCUAAGUAGCUGAAUGAAUGCUUUGCCCAAGAUAAUGCUAACAUGCAGAAUGAAAGCUCAAAUUUUGGCUGUAUUGCACACAUAAAAUCAUGUCAAUCUAAUUUCUUAUUUCUACAAAUCUGGUUACAAGUCUUAUAAUGUGGUGCUGUUUUCUUUAAUAUUACAUUUCAUUCUACCACCGAUACCACAGUAUCACUUAGUGCCUCAUGUUUUAAGUUUGCACCAAAUGCACUUUGUUUUUGUGUAUUUAAAGGCUGGCGUAUUUAUUGACAUACAAAGUUAUUUCCAUGUGGGGGAAAGGUUUAUUAAAUUAUUGAGAGCA